AUGCUGUUGACGCUGGUGUCCCUGCUCUGCUGUGUUCCUGCUGCCGAGGCCUGUCUGCAGUGCGAGCGCACCAUCAGGCUCCUGCACGAGGACUUCAUCUUGUCUGCUCCCUCUGUGAGUGACCAGAUAGAGCUGCAGAAGAUCUCGGACCAUGCCUACGUGACCUACGCAGACACUAGCCGGCAACGAAAGGGGGUCAUUGAUCCUACCACCCUGUACAGAGCCAGAACCGAAUACCAGAGUGAAUUUGACCGCUUCUUGAAAAUGGAGCGCACUGGCUCCAUAACAUUCGAAGCCAUUCAGAUCAUGGAGAAAGGCAGGAAGAUCUUAGAGAAACACUUGGACGCCUUCAUCCGUGAUGGAUUGUGCCCCAACAAGUGCGGGCUUUUGAAUAGAAGAGUAAUGGAUUGUGUCUCUUGCCAAUACAAGAUGUACAUCUGUCCGUCUCCGUCUGGCCAGCAGGACUGCGGCGAGCACCCAGUGCAGGCUGAGGAGGGAGGCCAGGCGGUGUUGAACUGUUUCCUCCCAUGGCAUCGUCUUCUCUUGGGAAAGCUAGAGUACCACUACUCCUGGGCCCCAAGAGCACCAGGAACUGAAAAGCUGGAUGAAAGUGACUUCAGGGCUUUGGUGGUGACGGACGACUCAUCUGUGGUCUUGAAUCAGCUGCGCGUGGACGAACAGGGAACAUAUCGCUGCUCUCUGCAAGACCAAAACGGAACCAACUUCUAUCGAGUCACUUUCCCACUCACCGUCGCCCCUCUGCCUCGCCAGACUCCCCGAUCGUUCAACUCUCUGCCCGCCCUGCCUCAUGGAGACAACCACUCACCUUUUCAACUUACGGAGGACCUGCUGGUGCCAGUCAUCGCCAUGGUUACUGCUCUGAGCCUGACAGCGAGCGUAGGCCUCACAGUUGUCCUGGGAUGGAUGGUGAACCAACGGAGAGCAGUGAUACAGUUGAGGAGAAGGAGGAGGGAGGAACAGAACGCAGAAAACAUGGUGUGAUUAAUUUACUGUCUGCAGUCAAUACACGCUUCAGCGACACGAGGGUUUUUCCUCUUUUUAGGCUGUAAGUUUUGCUCUGCGGUCAGAUAAAUUUCCCAGCAGCAAGUGCGGUGUCAUGUCUAGAAGUGAGAAUGGAAGUGAGAAUAAAUUUUGGCUACAUAUGAAUGAGGUGUCGUUGA
Stegastes partitus (bicolor damselfish) is the source of this 1181-nucleotide messenger RNA. RefSeq names its product izumo sperm-oocyte fusion 1 (gene izumo1). The coding region runs from base 1 to 1002 and encodes 333 amino acids. NCBI's taxonomy places the organism in Eukaryota, Metazoa, Chordata, Actinopteri, Pomacentridae. Gene Ontology annotation, molecular function: signaling receptor binding; protein binding involved in heterotypic cell-cell adhesion. The record is from RefSeq and is a predicted model, not a curated record. Gene Ontology annotation, cellular component: acrosomal membrane; plasma membrane. The transcript is spliced from 9 exons. Gene Ontology annotation, biological process: heterotypic cell-cell adhesion; fusion of sperm to egg plasma membrane involved in single fertilization; sperm-egg recognition.